Messenger RNA from Gastrolobium bilobum, 2288 nucleotides. Its product is annotated as UTP--glucose-1-phosphate uridylyltransferase-like. The transcript has 19 exons. NCBI's taxonomy places the organism in Eukaryota, Viridiplantae, Streptophyta, Magnoliopsida, Fabales, Fabaceae. The record is from RefSeq and is a predicted model, not a curated record. The coding region runs from base 70 to 1914 and encodes 614 amino acids. Gene Ontology annotation, cellular component: ribosome; cytoplasm. Gene Ontology annotation, biological process: translation; glycogen metabolic process; UDP-alpha-D-glucose metabolic process. Gene Ontology annotation, molecular function: UTP:glucose-1-phosphate uridylyltransferase activity; structural constituent of ribosome.
UUGCUCUGCGAAAAUUGAAAAACCCUAAUGCGAGAGAGAGUGUGAGUGAGAGAAUCAAUCGAGAAAAGCAUGACGAUCCAUUCGAUCGUGAUUCAGAAGCUGCUGAGCACGAAUGCCCAGUUGGGUCGGCGAGUUGCAGCUCAUCAUUUCAAGGUGUACACGUAUGGCUUCCGCAACAAAAUGGCCAUAAUCGAUUCGGACAAGACAUUGAUAUGCAUGCGCAGCGCGUGCAACUUCAUGGCUUCGCUGGCACGGCAAAAAGGCAGGUUCAUGUUCAUCAACACGAACCCUCUGUUGGACGAUAUCUUCGAGCUGAUGACAAAGAAGGUUGGGUGCUAUAGCCGCUCUGCGAAUGUUCUGUGGCGCACCGGUGGGUUCUUGACGAACAGCAACAGCCCAAAGAAGUUCAGGUCUCGCCACAAGAAGCUCUACUUUGGUCCCACACAGCCACCCGAUUGUAUUGUUAUUGUUGAUACUGAGCGCAAGUCUUCCGUCAUCAAUGAAGCUUUUAAACUUCAAAUUCCCAUUGUCGCUUUGGUUGACUCUAGCACGCCCCUCGAUAUUUACAAGCGUAUUGCUUAUCCUAUUCCCGCCAAUGAUUCUGUCCAAUUUGUUUAUUUGUUCUGUAAUUUGAUUACCAAAACCUUGCUGCUUGAGCAGAACAAGUUGCAGCUCUCUGCUACUGCCACUCCCGAUAUUCAUGCUGCUCGAGAAGAAGCUCCACAAACUGAAGAAAGCAUGAGCAAAAAUGAUUUGGCCAAGUUGAACGUAACUGUUCUCCCCUAUGCUAAUUUAGCGCCCUUACCUAAAGAUAUAGAAGAAACUAAGAAGCAUUUGGAUAAGCUUGUUGUUUUGAAGUUCAAUGGUACCCCAGGAAGAAAUAUGGGUUUCGAAGGUCCCAAAUCUGCCAUUGAUAUUUGCGAUGGGCUGACAUUUCUGGACUUGAUCAUAAACCAGAUUGAGAUCCUCAACUCCAAGUAUGGGUGCAAGGUUCCAUUGCUUCUUUUUAACAAAGAUGACACUCAUGAUAAUACUCAAAAGGUUUUGGAAAAGUAUUCGAAAUCAGGCAUUGAUGUGCACACUUUUAAGCAGGGUGAAGGUCCAGAGUUGAAGUUAUUGGGUGGACAUUACAGCAUGGAUGAAGUGUAUCCAUUUGACAAUGCUGAUGUGAUCUGUUCACUAAUAACUGGUGGAACCCUUGAUUUAUUAUUGUCACAGGGUAAGGAGUAUAUCCUUGUGUUGAACUCAGACAAUGUGGCUACUGUCAUUGAUCCAAACAUACUAAAUCAUUUGAUGACUAAUGACAUUGGAUAUUGCAUGGAGGUGACACCAAGCCAUUCACUUACACCUAGUUUAAUCUUAACUCCAAUAAAUUUUAGGCUUCACGAGAUUGCUCAAAAUCACAAUAAACAUUUGAAGGAUAAUUUCAAACUCAUCGAUACAACAAACAUGUGGGUAAGUUUAAGAGCUGUUAAGAGGCUUGUUGACGCUGAUAUUCUAGAGCACAAGAAGCCUUCAGUUUCAAAGUUCUUUGAUAAUGUGAUCGGUGUCUCCGUACCAGAGUCCCGUUUUCUUCCCUUGGAUGCAACAUCAGAUUUGCUAAUUCUACAGUCAGAUCUAUACACUUGUAAAGAAGGCGUUUUAACUCGUAAUCCAGCUAGAACUAAUCCUUUAAAUCCUGUUAUAGACUUGGGAGCUGAAUUUGAAAAGGUUGAUGACUUCCAAAGUCGCUUCAGAUCCAUUCCAAGCAUCAUUGAGUUGGAUAGUUUGAUGGUGAGAGGUGAUGUGUGGUUUGGAACUAAUAUUACUUUAAAGGGGCAAGUGACUAUUGUUGCAAAACCUGGCUUGAAGUUGGAAAUUCCGGAUGGGGUGGUAAUUGAGAAUAAGGAGAUCAACGACCCUGUAGAUAUCUGAGGAUGAAUGGUUCAUGGAAGUAUCUGGGAUUUGUUUCCAGCGAAUACAUGAUUGCCGAAGCUUUGAUUUGUAGAGCAAUACAAUUUAGUUGUUACAUUAGCAACCAGCCAUCUUCUAACUUUUCAAUUUGCUGGGAACUAGAAGGUUGCAGAAGCAAAUAAUUUCUCACACAUUUUCUUUCAAGCGUCAUAAUAGUGAGAAAUAAUUGUGUCUAGUCAUUUAUUUGAUUUUGUAACUUUGGCAAGGGUUGAUCUCAUUUAUUUGGGCUGGUCUUUUUUCCUUGAUACUUUAGAAUCACACCAAUUGUUUACAGUACCAAUGAGUUGGAGAAUACGAAGCGGGUAUUUGUUUUCCUCCCAGUUAAUUUAGGGCAU